Molecule: messenger RNA, 342 nt
Organism: Micropterus dolomieu (smallmouth bass)
Lineage: Eukaryota; Metazoa; Chordata; Actinopteri; Centrarchiformes; Centrarchidae
Gene: smim36
Product: small integral membrane protein 36
Exons: 1
Coding region: 1-342 (113 amino acids)
Source: RefSeq, a predicted model, not a curated record
AUGGGUUUCAUGGAAUUCUACCUGGAGAUUGACCCCGUCACCCUGAACCUGAUCAUCCUGGUCGCCAGCUAUGUCAUCCUGCUCCUGGUCUUCCUCAUCUCCUGCAUCCUGUACGACUGCCGGGGCAAAGACCCCACCAAGGAGUACGCCCCCGACAGCACACCGGCGCCGCCCAGCCAGUCGCCCAUACGCCUGGUGGUCAUGCAGAACUCGCCCACCUCGUCCCGCUACGAGCCCAACAACACGGCCGGCCACGGCGAGCUGCCGACGCCAGACCUGAGCCGGGAGAGAGGAGAGAGGGAGCGGGAAAGAGAGAGGGAGAAGAGGAGUACUCUGGUCUGA